AUGCCGACAGAGCCGCCGCAAGAGCCGCGGCAGGAGACUCCGCAAGAGACUCCGAGAGAGGAGACGCCACCCGACAGUGACGGGGGUUCCAACUCCAGCUCCACCCGGGACAAGUUGAAAUCCCUCUGGCAAGAGGGACUGUCAAGGGGAAAGGUCGAACUCGUCAAGGGAAAGUCAAAGGUGGAGAAGUCGAUAGAGGAGGCUCUCGGACUAGGUCACAAGCCGAACGUCGUGCCUCCCGGCGAGCCAAAUAUCCGCGGUGAGCACCGAACGGUCGAGAUCGGCUGGCAUCCCGUCGCAGGGGGAGCGGGUAAAUGGUUCGCCGAACAGACUGGUCUGGGCAAGUUGAUCACCGAAAAGAUCAACAAGUACCCUGACCCGACCCAGCACUGGGCUGUGCUUGUCGGUGGUUAUUCUCACGAACUUUGGAUGGAUGAGCGUUUGGACGUCAUCUACAUAAAUGGAGUUGUCAAUCGAGAAGAGUGGCGCACGUUCGAGGUUGGGAAGACCAGGUUUAACGACGAAGCCCUCAGGCAGGUUGGCGAGAUGGUCAUCUACAAUAUGAGGCGUAUAAAGGCCGCAUACAAUUUGAUCAGUAACAAUUGCCAAAAUUUCGCCGUGGCUAUGCUCGACGCCAUUCAUGUCGGCGCACACAGGCAAUUCGCCACAACCUUUGCCAUCUAUCAGACUGCAACAGGUUCGGGAUCAAUCAAGGAUCUUUUUGCUGAUGAGCCACCCGAGGAUGAGGAGGAAGAAGGUCUAGAGGGUCAGCCGUCCUAG
Scedosporium apiospermum is the source of this 780-nucleotide messenger RNA. RefSeq lists its product as uncharacterized. The record is from RefSeq and is a predicted model, not a curated record. The coding region runs from base 1 to 780 and encodes 259 amino acids. The transcript is spliced from 4 exons. NCBI's taxonomy places the organism in Eukaryota, Fungi, Ascomycota, Sordariomycetes, Microascales, Microascaceae.